Numida meleagris (helmeted guineafowl) is the source of this 900-nucleotide messenger RNA. RefSeq lists its product as uncharacterized. The record is from RefSeq and is a predicted model, not a curated record. The coding region runs from base 1 to 660 and encodes 219 amino acids. The transcript is spliced from 5 exons. Lineage: Eukaryota; Metazoa; Chordata; Aves; Galliformes; Numididae.
AUGGCUAUGGCCAGCUGGAGUUACAGAGCAAGUUAUUUAUGCCAAGUCCAGAAUAGCUGGUGCUCUUGCACACUCCGUAAUUUCUCAUGGCUCAGCUGUACCGCUGGUGGCCCUAAUGUCAACACAGCUUUGGUCACCGCUGGCGCUUCCACCUCCCGGCCAGGAGGAGAUGGAUUACACUGCACCCACGUAACUGCUGGCAGCUCGGGCUGCCGGCCCUGCCUCUGGGGCAGCUGCUCGGGGAGCUGCGAUGCUGCGUGGGUAAGGGAGGCUUGGGGGCCUCCAAGCGCCGGGCAACCGUGCCCCAUCCCGCACCCCUUCGUGCCUGGCUCUGUCCUGCAGCACGAUCUUGUACGACUCCUCUGGAUUCUGCCUCUUCGGUCCUCACCUUUCUGGAGCAGCAAUGACCAAAGCUGGAAGCAGUACCAAUGGGAAGGCUUUUCUUGGCCAAAGCAGAUUCACUUUGUUUGGUUUACCAACUGUGUUCAUAUAUGCCAACAGGGUAAGAGAUGGAUUGCUUCAUCAGGUGAUUCGGGAGGCACUGGCGUUUCUGCAGAGGAAAGUGUGAGCAAGGAAGAAGUCCUCCCUUGGCAGCUGUUACUAUUGCAAGAUCUACUGAGUAACAAUCUUUUAGCUAAAGAACUGAUCAGGACUGGCUAACUGAUGCUGUUGCUGUAGGCCUGCAUACAUAAUGUUUGCCACACCCUCACCCUCUUGAAUGAGUACAGUUAGAACUGCACAGGCUUUGCAUUAGUAACUGCAUGUGAAUCCAAAUUUAAUUUAGAGAAAGCUGAUUUCAGCCUUUUCCCUUGUUCUGUCAUUACUGUCAGUCCUGAUCUGUAAUUUGCACAGGGCAUCAUUUCAGGCGUCUCUUCAAUAAAUGUGAUCAUUUUCUGUUAA